GCAGUAGCAGAAAGGAUGGACAAGCCGCCGGCCAGCGAGGACGCGCCGCUCGACAUCUCGUGCGCCCAAUGCUUGGACGAUGCGUUCAAGUGCAUCACCGUCGGCCACCAAAUGACGUACUUCUACCGCCACGGCGAAGUGGACUCGUGCAAUGGCCGCUGGACCGACAUCCUGCGCUGCUUCCGCAUCAAGACGAUGAAGCCCACCGACGCCAAAGAGUACUUGAAAGGUUCCAACAUCGAUCCUGAGCGUGAGCCCCACGUCGCGUCCGUCUGGAACCUCAAGCAGCGCCCGGGCUGGUAGAUCUCCUCUUGACCAGCACGACAUGUCAACUUGUCGCGACACCUAAACUCCAUCUAGACUGUUGUGUUUCAUCGA
Molecule: messenger RNA, 378 nt
Organism: Saprolegnia diclina VS20
Lineage: Eukaryota; Oomycota; Saprolegniomycetes; Saprolegniales; Saprolegniaceae
Exons: 2
Coding region: 16-303 (95 amino acids)
Source: RefSeq, a predicted model, not a curated record